This is a messenger RNA of Cetraspora pellucida, 971 nucleotides long. Lineage: Eukaryota; Fungi; Glomeromycota; Glomeromycetes; Diversisporales; Gigasporaceae. The record is from the annotation of a GenBank genome assembly.
AUGCAACAAUAGCACAUAUUCAUGAUGCUAAUGCAGAAGGUAUAACAGGUGCAGUCACUUUUUUCUCAAAUGUUCCACUUGGACUUACAGCAGAAGGAUGCCCAACUAAUGCAGUACCAGUUGCACCAAAUGCUGAAGGAGAUGUUCCUAUUAUUCUAGCAGAAAUACGAUUUGAACAAAGGCUUUCACCUGAUAUUAGAGAUGAAAUUUAUAGAAUUGGUCAAACAAAACCCAUUAACAAUAUUAUUGAUAAAAAACCUCAGCAAGCAUUUUACAUAGUAGAUCAAGAAGGUAAUAAUAUGGAUCCACUUUCCCAAGAUUCAGAUUACCUUAAAUAUCUCGAGCAAGCAAAAGCCUUAUAUAAAAAACUACAAAGAUCCAACCAAUCUGUUAGAAUUGAUAGAAUAGAAGAAGGGCUUAAUGAAAUUCAAGAUACUAUAAAUCAGUUAGCAGACCAAUUACAAAAAAAAGUGUAUAUAAAGAAAUAUGAAAUUUGUAAAGAAACAGACCAUAGCAAGGGCAAAUGCCCCAAUCAAUCUAUGGUCCAAUCUAAUUAUACUCAAUUAUAUUUUACAUCUCUUAAGCCAAUAUAUCCUCAAUAUAUACUUCCUAAUUCAGAUGAUAGUGAGGAGGAUGAAGAAGGAGGACAUAAGAAUGUACCAAUAUCUAUAAAAUAUAAAAAUAAAUGGGUUACUGAAACAGAACAUGUUGUUAUUGAUAAUGGAAAACCCAAUUACCUUCUUUUUUGUAGAAAAUCUUAUAUUAUUUCAACCUUUACUAAGCCAAUUAAGGAUAAUGUUUUAUCAAGCCUUUAUACAACAGUGAUUCAGGAUAAUAAUUCAAAAAAUCAAACUUUUGAUUCUUCUACCAAGAUUGAUACUAAAGAGAAGCCAGCAUCUAAUAAGGAAAAAGAGUUUCAAAUCUCUGAUUUAUUCACUAAAGAUCUAAAAAAAAAACAUAAUAGAUUCUGA